AUGGGCGAAACCGAAGUUCAGCGUUGGCAGACUCGCCAGGACGGUCUCGAUAAGCUCUUCCGUUCAACGGGGCCCUUCCCCAAGCCUGGAAGCGGUGAAGUGCUUGUCAAGAUCAAUGCUGUCUCGCUCAACUACCGUGACACCGAGGUGGUCAUGGGCCUUUACAGCCAUCACAAGACUAUCAACCCCGAAGGCCAUGACCCUCUAGUCCCUGCUUCCGACAUGUGCGGCUCCAUCGCGGCUGUUGGCGAUGAAGUCAGCGACUGGAAGGUCGGCGACCGCGUCGUUUCUACCUUUAACCAGUCACACCUUACGGGCCAGAUCAAGGCCAAGGAUAUGACUUCCGGUCUCGGAUUCCCUUUGGAGGGAGUGCUGCAGACGUACCGUGUGUUCCCUACGACGGGACUCGUUAAGGCGCCGAAGCACCUAAGCGAUGAGGAGGCCGCUUGCUUGCCUAUUGCUGCGGUGACGGCUUGGAUGGCCAUUAACCAAUUCCGUCCAUUGGGUCAGCCCGGUGGAAAGGGUGAAGUCGUUGUCUGCCAGGGCACAGGUGGCGUCGCGAUCUCAGGGUUGCAGAUUGCCAAGGCAGCGGGCGCAACGGUCAUCAUCACAUCGUCUUCCGACAGCAAACUUGAGAAAGCCAAGGCGCUUGGUGCUGACCACACAAUUAACUACCGCACGACGCCGAACUGGGACGAGCCGGUGAACAAAGUUACAUCUGGUGAGGGUGCUGACAUCAUCCUCGAGACGGGCGGCGCAAAGACGCUGCGUCGCUCAUUUGAAGCCAUCGGCUUCGGCGGCACAAUUGCAUGCAUUGGAUACCUCUCGGGCAAGGUGGAUGAUGAAGAGGACCGGACCAAUGUCAACCUACUGGCGCUGCGAAAGACCGUCACGCUCAAGGGUCUUAUCAAUGGACCCCGGGACCGCUUCCAGGAGAUGGUGAGCUUCUACGAGGAGAAGGGUAUCAAGCCUGUUGUCGACCGCGUGUUCGACUUCAAGGAGGCGGAUGAGGCAUUGCGGUAUCUGUACAGCGGUGGCCAUUUCGGCAAGGUUGUUGUGAAGGUUCAGGAAUAG
This is a messenger RNA of Colletotrichum truncatum, 1074 nucleotides long. Its product is annotated as Zinc-type alcohol dehydrogenase C1773.06c-like protein 2. Lineage: Eukaryota; Fungi; Ascomycota; Sordariomycetes; Glomerellales; Glomerellaceae. Gene Ontology annotation, molecular function: oxidoreductase activity. The record is from RefSeq and is a predicted model, not a curated record.